Messenger RNA from Cucumis sativus (cucumber), 1836 nucleotides. Its product is annotated as phosphoserine aminotransferase 2, chloroplastic. The record is from RefSeq and is a predicted model, not a curated record. NCBI's taxonomy places the organism in Eukaryota, Viridiplantae, Streptophyta, Magnoliopsida, Cucurbitales, Cucurbitaceae. The coding region runs from base 116 to 1399 and encodes 427 amino acids. Gene Ontology annotation, cellular component: chloroplast stroma; cytoplasm. The transcript has a single exon. Gene Ontology annotation, molecular function: O-phospho-L-serine:2-oxoglutarate transaminase activity; pyridoxal phosphate binding. Gene Ontology annotation, biological process: L-serine biosynthetic process.
UUGUUGUGUACACCAAAACCCCUUUCCUUUCCUUUCCUCUUCUUCUUCUUCUUCUUCUUCUUCUUCUUCAGAUUCUCCACAAUCUUUCUUCAUUUCUCUCAAAUCUCCAACAUCCAUGGCUACCACAACUUCCCCACACUCUCUUCUUCUUCAGAACCCCAAUCGCCACCACCUCAAACCCUCCAUUUCCACCUCUCAUUUCAAUGCCCUCCCUCUCCCUUCUCCCUCUCCCAAACGCUUCUCCAUUUCCUGCUCUGCAGCUUCCACCACCUCCCCUCUCGAGCUCCAAAAUCCUCCUCCCUCCCACAGUUCUUCCAACGAUCGUGUCUUCAAUUUCGCCGCCGGCCCCGCCACCUUGCCCGAGUCCGUCCUCAAAAAGGCUGAGUCUGAACUCAUCAACUGGCGCGGAUCUGGUAUGAGCGUUAUGGAAAUGAGCCAUCGAGGCAAGGAUUUCACAUCUAUUAUCCAGAAGGCCGAAUCAGAUCUCAGAAGUCUUCUGGAUAUUCCCUCCGAUUACGCCGUUUUGUUCUUGCAGGGCGGGGCCACCACUCAAUUUGCCGCGAUCCCUUUGAAUCUUUGCAAACCUGAUGACACUGUCGAUUAUGUCGUCACCGGAUCCUGGGGCGACAAGGCCUUCAAAGAGGCUCAGAAAUAUUGUAAGCCUAAGGUAAUUUGGUCUGGCAAAGCUGAAAAAUACACCAAAAUCCCAGCAUUCGAGGAUCUGGAACAAAGCCCUAAUGCCAAAUAUUUGCAUAUUUGUGCGAAUGAGACCAUCCAUGGGGUUGAAUUCAAGAACUAUCCAAAUCCGAAAAAUCUCUUGGUGGCUGAUAUGUCCUCCAAUUUCUGCUCAAAACCUGUUGACAUAUCUAAAUUUGGGAUCAUUUACGCUGGAGCGCAGAAGAACGUUGGGCCAUCUGGGGUCACCAUUGUUAUCAUCAGGAAGGAUCUGAUCGGUGGAGCACAAGACAUAACUCCCGUGAUGUUGGAUUUCAAGAUCCACCAUGAAAACAAUUCGCUCUACAACACUCCACCUUGUUAUGGCAUCUACAUGUGUGGAUUGGUGUUUGAGGAUCUGUUACAACAGGGGGGGCUGAAGGAGGUGGAGAAGAAGAACAAGAAGAAGGCUGAUAUUCUAUACGAGGCGAUCGAUCAAAGCAACGGAUUCUUCCGAUGCCCAGUUGAGCGAUCGGUAAGAUCUUUGAUGAAUGUACCAUUUACUCUGGAGAAGGCAGAGCUGGAAGGUGAGUUUAUUAAGGAAGCAGCUAAAGAGAAAAUGGUUCAACUGAAGGGGCAUAGAUCAGUGGGAGGAAUGAGAGCUUCUAUAUACAAUGCAAUGCCAUUGGCUGGAGUGGAGAAAUUGGUUGCUUUCAUGAAGGAUUUCCAGGCAAGGCAUGCUUGAUUUGAUUAUUAUAAUAUGAUAAUCUAAGUUGCAGUUAUAGUAUUUUCAGCUCUGAAGUGAAAAUCAAGGCAGAGCAUGAUCAUCAUAUUAUGUUGUAUUGUUUUUGGGUUUUGGUUUUUUUGUUGUCAAUCUUUGGUUUAUCCAACGUGGGGGGGUAGGGAGUUUGUGUUUUUCUUUUUCUCUUAGUGGGGGUUUGGAGCAAAAUUUCACAUGAGGAUUUUGAUGUUAUGCAGAAGAAUGAGUAGAGAGUUUAGUUUAGGGUGGUGGAGAUUAUAUAUGUUUGAAACUUUUGAAGCUUUCAGGUCAAUAACCUCAAAAGGCAAGACAUGUUUAGCUAAUGCUAUGUGCAUGUAUUAGCAGUUGUAAUCUUUUUAAUCUCUUUUUCCAUGGGAUCUCAGUUCAAUCUAAGAAUUGGAAUAUUGGUGGAUGUGGCCAUA